This is a messenger RNA of Trichosurus vulpecula (common brushtail), 1166 nucleotides long. RefSeq names its product serpin B6-like. Gene Ontology annotation, biological process: negative regulation of endopeptidase activity. Gene Ontology annotation, molecular function: serine-type endopeptidase inhibitor activity. Gene Ontology annotation, cellular component: cytoplasm. NCBI's taxonomy places the organism in Eukaryota, Metazoa, Chordata, Mammalia, Diprotodontia, Phalangeridae. Bases 10 to 1140 code for a protein of 376 amino acids. The transcript has 6 exons. The record is from RefSeq and is a predicted model, not a curated record.
AGGCGUGCCAUGAUGGCUGCUCUCUCUGAAGCAACCAACACCUUUACCUUGAAUGUUUUCAAAAAAAUCAGUGAAGAAGAUACCUCACAGAAUGUGUUUUAUUCUCCCCUGAGUCUCUACUGUGCCCUGGCUAUGGUCUUAGAUGGGGCCAAAGGAAAUACUGCUGCACAGAUACAACAGGUUCUUUCUUUAAACAAAGGUACAGAUGUGCACCAAAGUUUCCAGUCUUUUCUUGCAGAAGCUAAUAAAUCUGGUAGUCAAUGCCUGCUGAGAAUUGCCAACCGACUCUUUGGAGAAAAGACUCGUGAUUUUAUCCCAUCUUUUAAGGAAUCCUGUCAGAGAUUCUACCAUUCAGAUAUGGAAGAACUUGACUUUGCAAAUGCUCCUGAGGAAGCAAGAAAACAUAUAAAUAAGUGGGUAGAAGAAAAGACAGAAGGUAAGAUUACAGAACUUCUAGCUAAUGAUUCCAUUAAUUCAAUGACCUCUCUGGUACUCGUGAAUGCCAUCUAUUUCAAAGGAAAAUGGGAGAAACAAUUUGAUGAAGGCAAGACAACAGAAAAGAUGUUCAAAAUCAGCAAAGAGAAGCAGAUACCAGUACAAAUGAUGUUUCAGAAAUCUACAUUUAGUAUGACCUACAUAGGAGAAGUGUUUACCAAGAUCCUAGUUCUUCCUUAUGUUGGAGGACAAAUGGACAUGGUCAUUUUGCUUCCAGACGAGAGAACAGAUCUAAAAACGUUGGGAAAAGGACUUACUUCUGAGAAAUUAGCAGAUUGGUUAAAUCCAGAGAUGAUGGAUGAAACUGAGGUGGAAGUUUUCCUUCCCAGAUUUAAAUUGGAGGAAAAUUUAGACAUGGAAUUCAUUCUUCGAAAAUUGGGAAUGUCAGAUGCCUUUGAUGGAUCCAUGGCUGAUUUUUCUGGGAUGUCAGCCGGGAAUGACCUCUAUCUAUCCAAGGUUAUACACAAAGCUUUUGUGGAAGUUAAUGAAGAAGGCACAGAAGCAUCCUCUGCCACUGCAGCUGUCAUGAUGAAGCGAUGUGCAAGAUUUACUCCACAGUUCUUGGUUGAUCGUCCUUUCCUUUUUCUCAUCCGAGAUAACAGCUCAAAAAACAUUUUGUUUUUGGGCAAAGUGAUCUCUCCAUAAAGAGAUCAUUUAUUCUUGAUGGAGUC